AUGGUGGCUGCAAAGAAGACGAAAAAGUCGCUGGGGUUCAUCAGUUCGAGGCUCCAACUCAUUAUAAAAAGUGGGAAGUACAUGCUGGGCUACAAGCAGACACUGAAGGAAAUAGAAAUCCAGUACUACGCCAUGUUGGCCAAAACUGGUGUCCAUCACUCCAGCGGCCACAAUAUUGAGUUGGGCACAGCGUGCAGCAAGUACUACAGGGUGUGCACGCUGGCCAUCCUGGACCACGGUGAUUCUGAUAUCAUUAGAAGCAUGCCAGAACAGACUGGUGAAAAAGAAAUCCUGCAAUAUUUUUCUUUAAUAAAACUGAUCAGAGCUUGUUUUUUUAAAAAAAAGAAAUUGGGGAAGAUACAAAUUAAAUAUAUUCGUUAA
Echinops telfairi (small Madagascar hedgehog) is the source of this 381-nucleotide messenger RNA. RefSeq names its product 60S ribosomal protein L30-like. Gene Ontology annotation, molecular function: RNA binding; structural constituent of ribosome. Lineage: Eukaryota; Metazoa; Chordata; Mammalia; Afrosoricida; Tenrecidae. Gene Ontology annotation, cellular component: cytosolic large ribosomal subunit. The record is from RefSeq and is a predicted model, not a curated record. The transcript has a single exon. The coding region runs from base 1 to 381 and encodes 126 amino acids.